AUGGCUAGUUUUUUUUUUCCAAUAAUUAAUUCUUUGUCCAUUUUCAGAGGUCUACCGGAAUGGAAGUGCGAGACUCAUGCAAAAGUGGAAAAGGCGAAGAUCUGCUGUGAGGAUGAUAAAAGAAACGAGCGCUCCUACAAUACCGGCGAACCAUCCUAUGGCAAAACUUCAGGACCUCAUAUUCAUAUGUAUACCCGUAACCCCAACACAUACCCUUCAUAUUCGGGAUACCAAGACCAAUAUCAAAACAAGGGAUUCUAUCAGCGAGUCUGCGAUAACGCCCGAUACGCUGCUGAUAUGGUUAAGCUGUAUGCGAAACGAGUUGGACGUUUUCUUUUCAAUGCAGGUGGGCAAGUGGCCAAAGUGUUGUACCUUGUCCUGCUUUAUAUCUGGGCUUUCCUGAAAAUGUUCUUUACCACAAGCGUCCCUUCGAAAACUCUGCCCUCAACACCCAGACCAUAUCAAUCUACCAAGGCGGAGUCGCAGUCCUUUAAUAGCGUGGAAUUUAAACCGGAAGAAUUAGCCGACGCCUACGAGAAGGAGCAGAUACAGGAGGUGCAGGAAGUUGAAGCCAAAUCUGUACCGAGGCAAACGUACAAACAUGCUGAGGACGUGCGCUAUAGACCUGAACCAGAGCCAGAAAGGGAGCAACCUCCCGCGAGGUAUGCACCGGAAUCCCAACGGGAACAGCUUCUUCCAAGGUAUGAAGCCGAAUCGCAACCUCCUCCGCCAUAUGCCGCUGAGCCAUCGCGUGAGCAGCGUGUUCCUGUCCCAGCCAACCGAGAACCACCUGUAGCUAUGCCGAGAGUGUACACAGCAGCACCACCCGUUGAACGUUCUGCUUAUGAAUUGGACCCUGCUGCUUCGAUUCACGGACAGAAAUUUACGGAUACCAGCUUGGAUGCAAGGGAAUCAAGAGAUGUUAAGGAAUUGAGUCCUUACGUAGAAGAAAUGAAUGUAGCAUCACAUCCUCCUCCUCCACCACCACCUCCGCCUCCAACACCAUAUCCAAAAACGGUACGAAUUGAAAACGUAAAUGGUAGGGAUGGCGGUGGUGGCGGUGCCGAUCAGUGGGAAAGCGAAUCAACAACGGCAACGCGUGGUGGUGGUGGUGGCGGUGGCGGUGGUAUAAAUGGGCGCCCUGCGACACCGCCGACAAAGAAAGAACCAUUGGGAAUUGGGAAACUUCCAGCAGAUGUGAUGGCCGAGUUACAUGGCACGCAAAGAAUGCGUCAGGAACGCGAAGCGUCAAUACAACGUGAGAUGACGCAAAGUUGUCAUCCUGAUAUGGCAGCUUGGAAGACAAACGACAACGAUAUGAGAUAUGACCGUUCCGCCACAGCUACACCAUUUCGUGCAAGUAGCGUUGGUCCAACAAUGCGUAGAUUGGAGCAGGUAGUGAGCAGAUUGGAAGAUACCAACGAUAAUGAAGCACAGUAUGUGUUCAGAGCGAAACCAACUGACUAUAUGUUGGGUAAAUCGGUAUAUACACCGAUCGAGGAAGUUGAACAAAUGCGGGACAGUAUCAAUAGAGCGAAACCAACUGACUAUAUGUUGGGUAAGUCGGUAUAUACACCGAUCGAGGAAGUAGAACAAAUGCGGGACAGUAUCAAUAGGUAA
Molecule: messenger RNA, 1620 nt
Organism: Strongylus vulgaris
Lineage: Eukaryota; Metazoa; Nematoda; Chromadorea; Rhabditida; Strongylidae
Source: the annotation of a GenBank genome assembly